CGCUCCAUCAGUCCACGAGUGUGUGUCGCCACCAUCCAAAAAUAAUUCAUAAAAGCACCUAAAAAUCGUAUAAAUAAAUCAACAAUCUAACAAUAGAAGUGCUCGAGCAAAUUGUCGAUUGAUUGAAAAAAAAGUGAAAAUGUCAAUGAGCGAUAUAGAUCAUGAGAAGAAGAAACAAAUAUCGGUUAGGGGUAUCGUUGAUGUUGUGAAUGUUGGAAAUAUCAAGAAGGCUUUCAACCGGCAUGUUCAUUAUACCCUUGUGAAGGAUAGAAAUGUCGCCACAAGCAGAGAUUAUUAUUUUGCAUUGGCACACACUGUCAAGGAUAAUCUCGUCUCGAGGUGGAUCCGCACACAGCAGCAUUAUUACGAGAAUGAUCCUAAGAGAGUCUACUACCUCUCCCUGGAGUACUACAUGGGCAGAACUCUUCAAAAUACGAUGAUCAAUCUGGGCAUCCAGGGGGCAUGUGAUGAAGCAAUGUAUCAGAUGGGUCUCGAUAUCGAAGAGCUGGAAGAACUCGAGGAAGACGCAGGUCUGGGUAACGGUGGUCUAGGUCGUCUGGCCGCCUGUUUUCUCGACAGCAUGGCCACCCUGGGCCUAGCCGCCUACGGUUACGGCAUUCGCUACGAGUACGGUAUCUUCGCGCAAAAGAUAAAGAACGGCGAGCAGUUGGAGGAGCCCGACGACUGGCUGCGCUACGGCAAUCCCUGGGAGAAAGCCCGUCCCGAGUUCAUGCUCCCCGUGAACUUUUACGGUCACGUUAUCGACACCCCAGAAGGUAAAAAAUGGGUGAACACCCAAGUGAUCUUUGCAAUGCCCUACGACUCUCCAAUUCCUGGUUACAAGAACAAUCACGUGAACACCCUUCGUCUCUGGUCGGCAAAAUCUCCAAUUGAAUUCAACCUGAAGUUCUUCAACGACGGCGACUACAUCCAAGCAGUUUUCGACAGAAAUCUGGCUGAGAACAUCAGCAAAGUCCUCUACCCCAACGACAACUUCUUCGAAGGCAAGGAACUCCGGCUGAAGCAAGAGUACUUCAUGGUGGCAGCCACCCUCCAAGACAUAAUCAGACGCUACAAAUCCAGCAAAUUCGGCUCUCGCGAUCACCACAGAACCGACUUCGAGCAAUUCCCAGACAAGGUAGCUAUACAACUGAACGACACUCAUCCAUCCCUAGCCAUUCCCGAGUUGAUGCGAGUGCUUGUCGACGUGGAGGGCCUCCCUUGGGAGAAGGCCUGGAACAUAACAACUCGCACCUGUGCCUACACCAACCACACAGUCCUCCCAGAGGCCCUGGAACGCUGGCCAGUAUCAAUGCUCCAGAGUAUUCUCCCCCGUCACCUCGAGAUCAUCUACCACAUUAAUUUCCUCCAUCUCCAAGAGGUUGGAGCGCGAUACCCUGGCGACUUUGAUCGCCUUCGAAGGAUGUCCCUCAUUGAGGAGGACGGCGACAAACGAGUGAACAUGGCGCAUCUGUCUAUCGUUGGGUCACACGCCAUCAACGGAGUUGCCAGAAUUCACUCAGAGAUACUCAAGGACUCGGUCUUCAGGGAAUUCUACGAAAUGCAUCCUGAAAAAUUCCAGAACAAGACCAAUGGCAUAACCCCGAGGAGAUGGCUCUUGCUCUGCAAUCCUAAUCUUUCUGAUGUCAUCGAGUCGAAGAUUGGCGCUGACUGGGCUGUUCAUUUGGAGCAGCUUCAGCAGCUGAAGAAGUGGGCGAAGGAGCCCAAUUUUCAGAGAUCUGUGGCUAAAGUCAAACAGGAGAACAAGCUGAGGCUGGCUGAACUACUCGAGAAGGAUUAUGGGGUCAAGGUGAAUCCUGCUUCUCUCUUCGAUAUCCAAGUGAAGAGAAUUCACGAGUACAAAAGACAGUUGUUGAAUUGUCUGCACAUUAUCACGUUGUACAAUCGAAUUAAGAAGAAUCCCUCGGCUCCAUUCGUCCCGAGGACCAUUAUGAUAGGGGGAAAGGCAGCACCUGGCUAUCUUCUCGCUAAGAAGAUCAUCAAGCUCAUCUGCAGUGUUGCUCAGGUCGUUAACAACGAUCCCAUUGUUGGUGACAAGCUCAAGGUCAUCUUCUUGGAGAACUAUCGAGUGACACUGGCUGAGAAAAUCAUCCCAGCUGCUGAUCUCAGUGAGCAGAUAUCGACUGCUGGCACUGAGGCCUCUGGCACUGGAAAUAUGAAGUUCAUGUUGAAUGGUGCUUUGACCAUUGGAACUCUGGAUGGAGCUAAUGUUGAAAUGGCUGAGGAAAUGGGGAAUGAGAAUAUAUUCAUUUUUGGAAUGACUGUCGAUGAGGUGGAGGAGUUGAAGAGACGUGGGUACAAUGCUUGGGAUUAUUAUAAUAAAUUGCCAGAGGCCAAGCAGUGUCUUGAUCAGAUCACUGGGGGCUUCUUCAGCCCUAAUAAUCCUGAUGAGUUCAAGGAUAUUGGGGAUGUUCUCAUGAAGUGGGACAGAUUCUAUCUGCUGGCGGAUUAUGAGGAUUAUAUCAAGACUCAGGAUAGGGUCUCCAAGGUCUAUCAGGAUACCACCAAGUGGGUGGAAAUGGCUAUUCAUAAUAUCGCGAGCUCUGGGAAAUUUUCGUCGGAUAGGACGAUUGGGGAUUAUGCCACGGAGAUCUGGGGGGUUGAGCCUUCGUGGAAGGCACUGCCUGACCCUCAUGAGCCUAGGGAUGUUUAAGGGAGGCUCAUUUGGGAGUCUUGUUGAGGCUGGGAGGGCUGAUGUUUGAGAGAUUGUUGAUUUUGAUUUUGAUUUUUUGGGGUGAGAAGGAGCUUGGAGAAUAUCUUGAGAACUCAGGGGUUGAGAAAAGAAUGUUGAGAGAAUUUUUGCUGCUGGUUAAGUUCUCUGCAAAAGGGGUCAAUUUAAAUUUCUCUUUGAAUUUCUCGUGCGUUUAGGGGUGUUUGCAAAAUUGUAAGAAAAACCGUUUUUGAUUAUUUCGAAAUCUUGGAAAAUUCUGUAGCCAUAAUUUUGCAAAUAUCUUGGGAACUAUUGGAUUUAGAGAAAAAUGUUGAGAAACUUUUGUGCAGCUUGUGAAAUUCUCUACAGAAAUUAUUUUCGUCUCAAUCUACUAGUUCAACAAUGUUUUUAGGUUAAUGUGUUUUUGAUAAUUUUCGUCCAUUUUCUUAAUUGAAAAUGAAUUGUAAAUUACAGCUGAAUCAUUUUUCCAACUGCCUGCAUUAGUAUUGGCAUUUCUCCUCCUUCUCCAGGCCACUUUGCGGUUCUCGGCUAUUUUAACGUUCACAAUGAAUUAAAACAAAAAAUCCAUUUACUUUUGAAUUGUAAAUUAUUUCAACUGGGUUCAACGGUAACUCUCUUACAUCGUCACUGAUAAACAUCGAAAAUAAUCUCAGUAAUUCUAUACUUCGUUUUUAAAUUCAUCAACAUGAAUGCAGUUUAAACGUCUAUUGAUGAUAACAUUAUCAGCUCACAUUUUUCUUCGCACAAUUGAGAUUUUCAUGCCAAAGUUCAACGCUCAUCGCGACAAUUACAAAUGUGUUCCGUGAGAUUUACUAAAAUAAAAGAAAAGUUUUACAGUCUGUUGAAUAAAAUUGUCCGAAGUUUAGAGAAAAGUAUUCGUUAUAUACAAUAUUUUUUUAAAAUACUCCAAUCAAUAAUAGAGGAAAGGUACAAAGAAAUGAUGAGGAUUUAUUGUUACAUGAGAGAUCUAUGACAGGUGAUAAAUUAAUUUAUAUGAUAAUGCCUAAUAUACAGUCAUUGAUGACUUUAAAUUCAGAAUUGAUGAUCGAUGAUAUUUCUGUAUGUUGUUAAUGCUUUGUGCCAUCUGUCAAGUUUUUUAUGGGUGGCCUGUUAGAACAAAUAUAUGCAUUGCCGACAGUUUA
Messenger RNA from Diachasma alloeum, 3834 nucleotides. RefSeq names its product glycogen phosphorylase (gene Glyp). The coding region runs from base 140 to 2674 and encodes 844 amino acids. Lineage: Eukaryota; Metazoa; Arthropoda; Insecta; Hymenoptera; Braconidae. The transcript is spliced from 3 exons. Gene Ontology annotation, biological process: glycogen catabolic process. Gene Ontology annotation, molecular function: pyridoxal phosphate binding; glycogen phosphorylase activity. Gene Ontology annotation, cellular component: cytoplasm. The record is from RefSeq and is a predicted model, not a curated record.